GCACAACAAUAAGCCAAUCACGUUGCCAAAUUAGGUAGCUGCUAUCUAACACCUUGGUGAUAGUGCUUGGGUAAGCCAUGUGUUGGUUGGUACCUAAUCUUGAUGAACUUUCAAAUCAUCUUCACCACCCUCACCAUUGUUAUCACCAUCAUACCGAGUCUCGCUACUUUCACAUAGCCACUGGAGAGUUGCAACUGGCCUGACCAGCACCUGACAUUGAAGCACACCAUUGGAAGGUAGGCUCGGGCCGACAUGGAAUCCCCUUUGACUGAGAUCAGUGAGGAGGGCUGCUUCGUUGCCCUCACACAUGAACACCUACAGGUCCAGGACAUCAUGGAUCGCGUUCGUAGUCCUCAGGCCGGUGCAAUCGUCCUUUUCGCCGGCACUACUAGGGAUAAUUUUGCGGGAAAGCCAGUCAAGGAGCUUCAGUACUCGUCUUAUGCCCCUUUGGCUCUGAAGACCAUGCUAUCCCUCUGCAAGAGCGUGAUGGCACGUCAUGGCCUCAAGGGUAUUGCCAUGAUUCAUCGACUCGGUACUGUCCCCAUCGGAGAGGAAAGUAUACUCAUCGCGGUCUCGGCUCCCCAUCGUCAGGCUGCCUGGAGGGCCGGCGAAGAAGCCCUUGAAGACUGCAAGAAGCACGUUGAGGUGUGGAAAAGAGAGGAGUUUGAAGGCGAAGAAGGUGUUUGGCGUGCCAACCGUGAUGGCAUUCCUGGUCAAAAAAUCACCGGAAGCGGCGAAAUCCAUUGAUAUGCUAGCUCCGACAGCCCUUCUCAGUCAUUGCCUGUAGACCGUGUUGAUGUGACAGACAUGUUCAGCAUAUCUCGAUCAUCUGAGAAAGGCCAACUGGUCACUGACUCACUGCGCAGAAAACAUCGGACUCGCUCCUCGUUGCACGGUGUGAUAUGAUGGACUCUAACGAGUGCAGCAGCCGAGCAAACAUGAAAGGAGUGUCUUCAAUUCAGGUACGGAAACCACCUGAGGCGCUAUUGGGUCCGUGAACCUGGUCUUCGUCAACAUGUCGUACGGUCUGCGCCGAUGGUAUCCAUCUCGCCUGAAGAUCUCGCCUGAAAUGUACUACAGCCCUCUACCACUCCGAAAAGACGAAGGUUUUUGAAGACGGGGUGCUAUACGCAGGUCAACUCACUGACAGAAGUCUUCGGUGUCGAUUUUUGGUCCCACGGGACCGUAAUUCCACCCUAGCGGAGUAUCGCAU
Xylaria bambusicola is the source of this 1213-nucleotide messenger RNA. Its product is annotated as Molybdopterin biosynthesis MoaE. Gene Ontology annotation, cellular component: cytosol. The coding region runs from base 253 to 747 and encodes 164 amino acids. Lineage: Eukaryota; Fungi; Ascomycota; Sordariomycetes; Xylariales; Xylariaceae. Gene Ontology annotation, biological process: Mo-molybdopterin cofactor biosynthetic process. Gene Ontology annotation, molecular function: molybdopterin synthase activity. The record is from RefSeq and is a predicted model, not a curated record. The transcript is spliced from 2 exons.